AUGUCCGAGCCACAAGAAGCCGACAUCGACUCCAUCGUCGACAGAUUGUUAGAAGUCAGAGGCUCCAGACCUGGCAAGCAGGUCACGUUGCAGGAAUAUGAAAUCAGAUACUUAUGCACAAAGGCAAGAGAAAUAUUCAUUCAGCAACCGAUCUUGUUGGAACUAGAAGCUCCUAUCAAGAUCUGUGGUGACAUCCACGGCCAAUACUACGAUUUGUUGCGACUUUUCGAAUACGGUGGCUUCCCCCCAGAGGCCAACUACUUGUUCCUUGGUGACUACGUCGACAGAGGUAAGCAAUCCUUGGAAACCAUCUGUUUGUUGUUGGCCUACAAGAUCAAAUACCCAGAGAACUUCUUCAUCUUGAGAGGAAACCACGAGUGUGCCUCCAUCAACAGAAUCUACGGGUUCUACGACGAGUGUAAAAGAAGGUACAACAUCAAGUUAUGGAAGACCUUCACUGACUGUUUCAACUGCUUGCCGAUUGCUGCCAUCAUUGACGAAAAGAUCUUCACCAUGCACGGUGGUCUCUCCCCAGACUUGAACUCCAUGGAACAGAUCAGAAGGGUCAUGAGACCGACCGACAUCCCAGACGUUGGCUUGUUGUGUGACUUGUUGUGGUCCGAUCCUGAUAAGGAUAUCACUGGCUGGUCCGAGAACGACAGAGGUGUUUCCUUCACAUUCGGCCCAGAUGUCGUGUCCCGAUUCUUGCAAAAGCACGAUAUGGACUUGAUCUGUAGAGCCCACCAAGUUGUUGAAGAUGGUUACGAAUUUUUCUCCAAGAGACAGUUGGUCACUUUGUUCUCUGCCCCAAACUACUGCGGUGAGUUUGACAACGCCGGCGCUAUGAUGUCCGUUGACGAAAGCUUGUUGUGCUCCUUCCAAAUUUUGAAGCCAGCUGAGAAGAAGCCAAAGUAUAACUACGGUAACAUGGGUAGCAGCAGACCGGUCACCCCUCCAAGACAGCAAGCCAAGAAGAAGACUGGCGCCAAAUAA
This is a messenger RNA of Babjeviella inositovora NRRL Y-12698, 993 nucleotides long. It is a transcript of the gene GLC7, whose product is annotated as type 1 serine/threonine-protein phosphatase catalytic subunit. The record is from RefSeq and is a predicted model, not a curated record. Gene Ontology annotation, molecular function: protein serine/threonine phosphatase activity. Bases 1 to 993 code for a protein of 330 amino acids. Gene Ontology annotation, cellular component: cytoplasm; nucleus. The transcript has a single exon. NCBI's taxonomy places the organism in Eukaryota, Fungi, Ascomycota, Pichiomycetes, Serinales.